UAGUACUAUAGAAUACAUUCUAUUCCAUGUCCAAGCAAACCCUUGAACAAUAGAGGUGCAAAGGCGUUUCUUCUGUGUCUCAAAUCUCAUCAGCUGGGAUUCUCUAGUAAUAUUCCCUAGCUCCUCCCGAUCCAUCGGAGCCAAUACGCUCAGUGCCGGAUCCCUAUUUUACACCAAUUCGCCGGAGCAGAUAGCAGCUGUACAAGUGUGACUUAGAGGAGGUUGCAGACAUAAAAAUCUAGUGCUAAAUUAAUCAAGAGGUAAUAACAUAAUGCCGGCACAGAAGAUUGAAACGGGUCAUAAUGACACGGUUCAUGAUGUUUCUAUGGACUACUAUGGAAAACGAGUUGCAACAGCUUCAUCUGACUCCACCAUAAAGGUUAUUGGUGUGAGUAACAAUAAUACUUCCCAGCACCUUGCCACUUUGAGUGGUCAUCAAGGUCCUGUUUGGCAGGUUGCUUGGGCACACCCUAAAUUUGGCUCACUUCUUGCAUCUUGUUCCUAUGACGGUAAGGUUAUCAUCUGGAAGGAAGGUAAUCAAAAUGAGUGGUCACAGGCUCACGUGUUCAGUGACCAUAAGUCAUCAGUCAAUUCUAUUGCAUGGGCGCCACAUGAACUUGGGCUCUGCUUGGCUUGCGGAUCCUCUGAUGGAAAUAUUUCAGUGUACACAGCUAGGUCGGAUGGUACCUGGGACACCACAAGAAUAGAUCAAGCUCAUCCCGUUGGAGUGACCUCGGUUUCAUGGGCUCCUUCAACAGCUCCUGGUGCUUUAGUUGGAACAAGUAUCCUUGACCCUGUUCAGAAGCUAGCAUCUGGUGGUUGUGACAAUACUGUAAAGGUCUGGAAACUGUAUAAUGGCAUUUGGAAGAUGGAUUGCUUCCCCGCUCUUCAGAUGCAUGCUGAUUGGGUGAGAGAUGUUGCUUGGGCGCCCAAUUUGGGGCUUCCAAAGUCCACCAUCGCCAGUGCUUCACAAGAUGGUACUGUUGUCAUAUGGACCGUAGCUAAAGAAGGUGAUCAAUGGGAAGGUAAGGUUUUGAGGGACUUUAAGACCCCAGUCUGGAGGGUCUCAUGGUCUCUUACUGGAAAUUUGCUGGCUGUGGCUGCUGGAGACAACAAUGUCUCCAUGUGGAAGGAAGCUGUUGAUGGGGAGUGGCAGCAAGUCACCACUGCUGACCAAUAGAUUUCAGAUUACUCUGUUUUGGUACUUUUGUUGGACGACCAGUUCCAUAGUUUUUAUUUCUUUCUGAUUUUGUUUGAGUGGGUGUCAUGUGAUUACUAGCAGCAUUGAGUUAGAUUAUAUGAAAGGAAUUGAAAGUUUGAACCAUUUCUCAUGCGCAAUUCAUUUGUUUAAUGAUCUGAUUGAUAUUCUCGCGAUCAAA
Messenger RNA from Coffea arabica (coffee), 1379 nucleotides. Its product is annotated as protein transport protein SEC13 homolog B-like. Gene Ontology annotation, cellular component: nuclear pore outer ring; COPII vesicle coat. The record is from RefSeq and is a predicted model, not a curated record. Gene Ontology annotation, molecular function: structural molecule activity; protein binding. Gene Ontology annotation, biological process: protein import into nucleus; COPII-coated vesicle budding. Lineage: Eukaryota; Viridiplantae; Streptophyta; Magnoliopsida; Gentianales; Rubiaceae.